Messenger RNA from Desarmillaria tabescens, 1494 nucleotides. RefSeq names its product cytochrome P450. The transcript has 10 exons. Gene Ontology annotation, molecular function: iron ion binding; heme binding; oxidoreductase activity, acting on paired donors, with incorporation or reduction of molecular oxygen. The record is from RefSeq and is a predicted model, not a curated record. NCBI's taxonomy places the organism in Eukaryota, Fungi, Basidiomycota, Agaricomycetes, Agaricales, Physalacriaceae. The coding region runs from base 1 to 1494 and encodes 497 amino acids.
AUGGGCUUAGCUGUUGCUCUCUUGGUGGUCUCUCGUAUCGUCUCUCAUCGAAGGUCCACCGCCCCGAACCUCCCUCCUGGUCCAAGAGGAUUGCCCAUCAUCGGGAAUGUACUUGACAUGCCGAGCAGCAAGCAAUGGCUCACGUACGCUGAAUGGGGCCGUCAAUACGGAGAUAUAUGCUCCGUCACACUUCUUGGACAACCUUUGGUUAUCCUCAACUCUGCUCGGGUAAUGGAAGACUUAGACCGAAGGGGCGCCAUAUAUUCAGACCGCCCCAAACUCGAGAUGGGUGGAGAGCUUGUGGGUUACUCCAAGACUGUGGUGUUGAUGCCAUAUGGAGCGGCACUCAGGAACUACCGCAAACAUAUCGCUCGGCUUAUAGGCUCCGCUAGUGCCGUAGGGAAAUACUUUGACAUCGAGGAAGAGGAAACGCGCAAGUUUCUACGUCGACUUAGCACGUCUCCGGGUGAGCUGAGUUUACAACUUCGAAAGCUGUCUGGUUCACUUAUCAUGAAGAUGACCUACGGUAUUGAAGUUCUGGAAAAUAAUGAUCCCUUCAUCACGCUAAUUGAAGAUGCCAAUGACAACUUCAAUAUUGCGUCUACUCCUGGGAAUUUUCUGGUCGACGUCUUCCCCGCUCUUCGUUUCUUACCGGAAUGGUUUCCUGGCGGUGGAUUUAAGACUUUAGCCCGGGAAUGGGCCAAAGCGUUCAACGAUAUGAUCGAUGUUCCCUAUAAGUUUGCAUGGCAACAGAUAUUAACAGGAACAGCACCCCGCUCUUUCGUCUCAGCCGCACUAGAGAACGAGGAAAAAAUCACCCCGGACUACAUAAACGAAAUCAAGCACACUGCAGGAUCUCUCUACGGCGCCGGCGCGGAUACCACGGCGUCCGCCCAACAUGGUUUUUUCUUAGCAAUGAUCCUGCACCCCGAAGUACAAAAAAUCGCCCAAGCAGAGAUUGACACGGUCGUAGGAACCGGCAGGCUGCCAGGCUUUGCGGACCGUGAGCACCUUCCUUACGUCAAUGCUGUGGUCACAGAAUCGCUUCGAUGGCACAACGUAGCGCCUCUCGGCGUUCCCCAUUGUGCUACAGAGGAUGGCCUUAUCGAUGGAUACUUAGUCCCCAAGGGAGCUAUCAUCAUUGCGAAUCUAUGGAACAUGCUGCACGACCCGGAAGUUUAUCCCGACCCAUUCACCUUUGAUCCCAACCGUUACAUGGGCAAGGAGACACAGAGAGAUCCUCGACACGUCGCUUUUGGUUUUGGGCGUCGUGUCUGCCCUGGGAUGCAUCUCGCGGACGCGUCAUUGUAUAUCUGCAUAGCGAUGUCCCUGGCUCUCUUUGAUAUUACGUAUGUGGUUGAGGACGGGGUCCCGCUGGUCCCUGUACACGAGAAUACGAGCGGGACCAUAAGCCACCCUAAGGAGUACAAGUAUAGUUUAAAGCCACGGUCAGCGAAAGCGCUCUCUGUGAUCUCAAGUUCCCAGGUCGCUUGA